Messenger RNA from Saprolegnia parasitica CBS 223.65, 486 nucleotides. RefSeq lists its product as hypothetical. The record is from RefSeq and is a predicted model, not a curated record. The annotation marks the transcript as partial. NCBI's taxonomy places the organism in Eukaryota, Oomycota, Saprolegniomycetes, Saprolegniales, Saprolegniaceae. The transcript is spliced from 2 exons.
AUGAACGACCAGCAGCAGCCGCCCGACCUCUCGGGCCUGCUCCUGCGGCUGUACCAGCAGAGCCAAGGGAUACACAAGUCGAGCAAGAAGGCCUCGGACGAGCUCCAGUCGCACCUCGCGACGACCGCGCUGCCCGUCGAAUGCCAUGAGAAGCUCUUCCACCAGAUUCUGCACCACGCGACGCUGUCGGGCGACGCCCACGCGGGCCCGACCCGCUGGCUCACGCUCGUGGCCGCGUCCAACCUCCUCUGCACGGCCGGCAUGCUCGCCAUGUACCCGAUGCAGAAGAUCCUCCUGCGCGUGUUACCGGACGCACUCGAGCGCUGGUUCAAGCUCACGGCGACCAACGACCGCCAACCGAGUGGCAAUGGCCAGCUCCGCGACGGCCAGAGCGGCCAGGCAUUUGCGCUCGCCAUGUUUCUCGAUGCGAUCGUGUCGCUGCUCGAAGGCAGCGACGACGAGGCCGCGGUCGUCGAGCUCAGCCGC